Molecule: messenger RNA, 1435 nt
Organism: Culex quinquefasciatus (southern house mosquito)
Lineage: Eukaryota; Metazoa; Arthropoda; Insecta; Diptera; Culicidae
Exons: 3
Coding region: 270-1268 (332 amino acids)
Biological process (GO): regulation of transcription by RNA polymerase II; apoptotic process
Cellular component (GO): nucleus
Molecular function (GO): DNA-binding transcription factor activity, RNA polymerase II-specific; RNA polymerase II cis-regulatory region sequence-specific DNA binding
Source: RefSeq, a predicted model, not a curated record
AAAUCCUUUUGAAUCUUCUUGGUUGAUUUUGAAAUAAACUGUUACAGCUUUAUUUUUUGUGAGUUUUCGUCGUUGCUCUCUGCGAGGCAAGGCCUGCUUCGAUCGUGUUUCGGCUGAGUUGUCGUAACGUGCGAGCCAGGAAAAGAAGGAUAGAAUCCGGUGACACAAAACCAUUUAUUUAUCAUUAUAUAUGUACGCGCUGAUCCCUGUUUUGCCUGAUGGGAUUGGAAGUUUAAAGAUAGUUCGAGGACCCGUCUGGUUCUUGCUCUAUGUCUAAUGCUAGAGAUUCUCUUGAACUGUCGCAGAGACCAAUAUGUAUUUUAAUGAUAACGCCAACAGCAAUAGGCAAAAACGAAACAUCUAAUGAAGAUGAAAUCGGUACGGAAAAUGACGAUGACGACCUCUCGAACAUAAACCCAGCAAAGCUAGAAGAACAGCCAUCACUGGAAGAAAUAAUUAAUUCGUUUCAUGACUUCAAAGUGACAUUAGAAAAAUCCGGAUCGAAUGAAUUUCACGUAUUUUCAGAAAAACUGAACCGAAUAUUCACCAGCACGGGCAAGUCCCUGACCUUCAACAUGGCGAUGAACCCUCACACGCCCCUUCUCGUCCGAAUAAUGCUGGUCUGUUCGAACCAACUCUUUCAGCCUCUAUCCCGAUGCUCGUACCACAUCAGAGGGGACAACACGACGUUUCGGGACCACGUGGUCACGCACAGGGAUUCCGCGGCCAGAUACGUCGGCACGGCAAACGGAAUCUACCAGCGGGAACGGUUGGCGAUUCUUGUUCCGAUAGAGGAAAUCGGCCAGAAGAGCAUUUCCCUGGAGUUUAAGUGUUUGAGUUCGUGUUACAAAAUCCGGAAAAUAGCGACGGCACUGGUGUUUACACUGGAAGACGAAAAUUCCAAUAGCGUUUUGGGUCGGCAAAUUUUCAACGUGCACGUGUCGAAAAACUACAAACGGGACAUGGAGGUGGCAGAGAAAAACGGUCCACAUAAGCGUAAUUUGUCGAAAUUAUUUCAAGAUGAAGCUGCUGGACCGUCGACCGGAAGAGACACUUUGAUUGACUUGAGCGAAUUGAAGCUUUUGCUGCCACCAGAGAUGGCAGGUGAAUUUUUGGAAGUGAACCGGCAAUUUUUCAAGGCCAAGUUGUACAGUGCUCAGGAUGAUGCUAUAAAAAAUAGUCUAAAACUGUGUUUGGAAAAGGUUGAUAAGGUAAUGUGCAAUUUUAGUAAUAAAAGAAAAUUGAAGGAUAACACUGACGUGAUUUGAAGGGAGUACGGACUACGGAUGUGAGUAAAAAACCAAAUUCUAAAAAAAAAAAUCAAAAUCAUAAUACAACAAAACAGCACAUAGAAUCUAUUUCAGCCGAUCAAAUAAAGCAUGAUCAUUAAUGAUUACAAAUGUUUUUUUUUCCGUGAGCAAAAAAAAACGUGUAC